Molecule: messenger RNA, 477 nt
Organism: Serinus canaria (Common canary)
Lineage: Eukaryota; Metazoa; Chordata; Aves; Passeriformes; Fringillidae
Gene: FGF2
Product: fibroblast growth factor 2
Exons: 3
Coding region: 1-468 (155 amino acids)
Biological process (GO): regulation of cell migration; positive regulation of protein phosphorylation; positive regulation of cell population proliferation
Cellular component (GO): cytoplasm
Molecular function (GO): fibroblast growth factor receptor binding; growth factor activity
Source: RefSeq, a predicted model, not a curated record
AUGGCGGCGGCGGCUGCGGGGGGCAUCGCUACGCUGCCCGACGACGGCGGCGGCGGCGCCUUUCCCCCGGGGCACUUCAAGGACCCCAAGCGCCUGUACUGCAAGAACGGCGGCUUCUUCCUGCGCAUCAACCCCGACGGGAAGGUGGACGGCGUCCGCGAGAAGAGCGACCCGCACAUCAAGCUGCAGCUUCAGGCGGAGGAGCGAGGAGUGGUGUCCAUCAAAGGUGUCAGUGCCAAUCGCUUCCUGGCCAUGAAGGAGGAUGGCAGAUUGCUGGCCUUGAAAUAUGCAACAGAAGAAUGUUUCUUUUUUGAACGUUUGGAGUCCAAUAACUAUAACACUUACCGGUCACGGAAAUACUCGGAUUGGUACGUGGCACUGAAAAGAACUGGACAGUACAAACCUGGACCAAAAACUGGACCUGGACAGAAAGCUAUCCUUUUCCUUCCCAUGUCUGCUAAAAGCUGACUUCCAUGG